AAUUGAUUGAUGAUCCCCAAAAAAGGCAGUUGAACUGCAUUUUGCCUGGAAGCCGAAUAUCAUUUUUAUUGUACUAUAAAAUUGUAAUUGACUUUUAGCAGCUGUUUUUAUUUAAAUACUUAAAAACCAGUAUGUGAAAGCUCCUCCUCUUCUAUAAAAACCCUUUCUGUUGACAAAAAUCAGUCAGAACUAAUUGAAAAAUGAAGUCACUUAUACUCGUAGUGAGUUUUUUGUUUACAGUUUCUCAGAUAAGGGCCCAGACAAGACCCCCCUGUCGUGACGCUUGUAUUACCCUCUAUGAUCCUGUCUGUGGAGAGACGUUAAUAAAAGGCAAAGUGUUGCGAUGUGAGUUUGGGAAUUCCUGCUUUAUGGCUGCCAGCGCUUGUACUCAUCGCAUCAAUUGGAAUCAAACGGACUUGGAAAACUGUAGACCUGCACAAAAUACUGAAAAGUGCAAUAAGUAUAAAUAAUGGAAAAACAAUUAGCAACUACAGAAUACAGAAUAAAUAUUUUUUGCUCACAGUUAUGAC
Messenger RNA from Drosophila bipectinata, 530 nucleotides. RefSeq lists its product as uncharacterized. The record is from RefSeq and is a predicted model, not a curated record. Lineage: Eukaryota; Metazoa; Arthropoda; Insecta; Diptera; Drosophilidae.